CCUCUCUCAAAAAUAAAAUUGUGCCUGCAAAACGAGAGAGGAGGGAGCAGGAAGUAUAACCAGCCUAGGGCUUUUCUCUGGAUCCUGCUGCCACCUCUUCUUAACUCCCAUUCUGGAGCCCACCCAUCUGCCUUACACCCACCAGCUCAUGGCAUCAUCUUUCUCUAUAUCCCUUUCCCAGUGGCUUCCUCCCUAUCCCAGUCCCCUGAUGCAAAUCCUGAUGUCAUCUGCCCCAGCCACCCAUCUCUACCUCAACCCUCACUUCUCUGGUGAGAACUCUUGUGGAUCCAGGGAGUGUCAAAUCCCAGCCUGAACCAAACCUCAACUGAGAUUAUAUUAUCCUAUAAUAUACCUUCUCCCCUCCCCUCCCCUCCCACCAUUGGAAUCACACCCUCAGGAGAGUAGCUCCACUCUUCUCAUCCAGAAGGGGCCCAGGGCCCUAAGAAGGGCCAUAGAUUGCCAUAGGUUGGCUUUUGGCCUCCCCCAGCUCUCCUUCGAAAUCCCCCAGCUCUCCUUCGACAUCCCUGUGUGGCUCAUCCCCCUCUUACCCUGCCUCUUGUCCUCCCCACAGUCCUGUGGCCCAAGCUUUUCACCUGUGGCUGUUGGUGAAAGAGACAGUUGUGAUCUGACAAGGGCUAGACAGGUGCUUCACCCUCUGUCACCAAAUACCCUCAUUGUCCAGCCCGAAACACCUCCAUUAAUUCCUUUCUAUUCCAGCACAUAAUCGUUAAUUCAUUCCAUCAUUCACCUAACACCCUUGAAGCAGAGCCAAUUACCUCUACCAACAUCUUCCUAGAGACAAAUAGAUUAACUGGGGUUGGGUAAACUUUGAGAGCUCCAAAAGGAAAGCUCCAGAGGACGGGGGGUCCGCAGGGGUCCAGGCCUCUCAGGGACCACAGAGCAGACCUGCAGCAGAGGCAGAAUUAGAGCCCAUGGCUCCGCAGUCAACCAGGGCCAGGCAGAGGGCACCAGCUCUUGGCUGCUGAGAGUAGAGCUCUUCAAAAGUCAUCCACUCAGUCAACAUCUACUGAGUGCCAGGCAGUGUCGUCACCUCUACAGCCAUCAGGGGAGAGAACAGCAGCCUAGAGAAAGGGAGUCUGAGCCCCCCAUCCCACGGGCUCGAAGCCCAGAGUGGAGGCCCGCACUAGUGCCUCUGGUGAGUAUUACCAUGGGAAGACCGCUGUUCCCAGCCCGGGUGCCCUGCUGGACUCUUGCUAGCCUGGCCCCAGCGAGGCAGGGCAUCAGUUUCCCUCUCCAGAGGCCUUUCUUGCCCACCUACUGCCCUUCUCAACCCUGUCCCUUCUUGCAGGAGCAACCUUCCCAGCAGAAAAUUCCAUUCUGCCCCAAGGACUCUCCUCCUUACUGCCCCUCACCCCAGGGGACGCAGGCUGCCCCUCUGAUGCCUGCAGACUCCCUUCUCCCUCUUUCCUAACCGACGGUGGGCAUUUUCCAAUUUGGAGGUGAGGGAGAAAAACUAGGUUAUUUUCAGCUCUUCCUUUAUUGGCAACAUUGACCCAUUUAUCCUUCUCUUCCUUCAGACCCCUCCCCCAAAGCCACUUAGCUUGGACAUCUGUCCCAGCCAAAAUCUCACCUUCCACUGUCCUUGCAGCCCAAAGGCUAGUCCAGCCUCUGAGUCCAGCUCUAGCCCUCUCUCCCCACACUAGGAAGGAAGCUGGACUGUAGAGCGCUCUGGGCCACCCCGCGUUAGCCGCUGCCUCUGGCCUCAGUUUCCCCUUCUGUGCCUCAGUUUCCCCAACUGCUCAGAUUAAUGAUGCCUGCUCCCUAGACCCAGAGGACGAAGCUCUAAGGAGGUCACAGAUCAGGAAGGGUCCAGUGCUCGGCGCAGGCUCCGUGCGGAGCCCCUAGGCCCCGCAGCUCGCCCCUCCCUCUCCCCCUACUCCCCUCCUCUCCCCCUCCCGCCUCUCCCCGCCUCUCCGCUCUCGCUCAGCUCCCUCUCUGGCUGACCUUCCCUUUCCCUCACGCCUCCCCACGCCGGGCCCCGGGCCCCAGCACCCUGUCCGCCGCCGCCUUAGAGCCGGGAGAAGCAGCCGGAGCCCCCGCCGCCCCCUCCGCAGCGCGGGCGGUCAGUGCGCAGCCCGGCGCCCGCAGCCCGCAGCCCGGAGCCCGCAGCCCGGAGCCAGAUCGCGGGCUCGGACCGAACCCGACCCGACCGCCGCCCCCAGCCAGGCGCCAUGCUGCCGCUUCUGCUGGGCCUGCUGGGCCCAGCGGCCUGCUGGGCCCUGGGCCCGGCCCUCGGCCCCGGCUCCUCUGAGCUGCGCUCGGCCUUCUCGGCGGCACGCACCACCCCCCUGGAGGGCACGUCGGAGAUGGCGGUGACCUUCGACAAGGUGUACGUGAACAUCGGGGGCGACUUCGAUGCGGCCACGGGUCAGUUCCGCUGCCGCGUGCCCGGCGCCUACUUCUUCUCCUUCACGGCUGGCAAGGCCCCGCACAAGAGCCUGUCGGUGAUGCUGGUGCGAAACCGCGACGAGGUGCAGGCGCUGGCCUUCGACGAGCAGCGGCGGCCAGGAGCGCGGCGCGCAGCCAGCCAGAGCGCCAUGCUGCAGCUCGACUACGGCGACACGGUGUGGCUGCGGCUGCACGGCGCCCCGCAGUACGCGCUAGGCGCUCCCGGCGCCACCUUCAGCGGCUACCUGGUCUACGCCGACGCCGACGCCGACGCGCCUGCGCCCCCCGAGCCCCGCUCGGCCUUCUCCGCGGCGCGCACGCGCAGCCUGGUGGGUUCGGACGCCGGCCCCGGGCCGCGGCACCGACCGCUCGCCUUCGACACCGAGUUCGUCAACAUUGGCGGCGACUUCGACGCGGCGGCCGGCGUGUUCCGCUGCCGUCUGCCCGGCGCCUACUUCUUCUCCUUCACGCUGGGCAAGCUGCCGCGGAAGACUCUGUCGGUGAAGCUGAUGAAGAACCGCGACGAGGUGCAGGCCAUGAUUUACGACGACGGCGCGUCGCGGCGCCGCGAGAUGCAGAGCCAGAGCGUGAUGCUGGCCCUGCGGCGCGGCGACGCCGUCUGGCUGCUCAGCCACGACCACGACGGCUACGGCGCCUACAGCAACCACGGCAAGUACAUCACCUUCUCCGGCUUCCUGGUGUACCCCGACCUGGCCCCCGCCGCCCCGCCGGGCCUCGAGGCCUCGGAGCUACUGUGAGCCCCGGGCCAGAGAAGAGCCCGGGAGGGCCGGGAGCGUGCAUGCCAGGCCGGGCCCGAGCCCCGAACGUCCCGCGCGAGCGCCACGGCCUCCGGGCGCGCCUGGACUCUGCCAAUAAAGCGAAAAGCGGGCCCGCGCAGCGCCCGGCAGCCCAGG
Molecule: messenger RNA, 3323 nt
Organism: Nomascus leucogenys (northern white-cheeked gibbon)
Lineage: Eukaryota; Metazoa; Chordata; Mammalia; Primates; Hylobatidae
Gene: C1QTNF4
Product: C1q and TNF related 4
Molecular function (GO): protein binding
Source: RefSeq, a predicted model, not a curated record